AUGUCUCAAAGGCCUUCUCACAAGCGAUCUAAAAGCGCGCUUGCUCUCUCAUUGCUCCGAGGUGAGCGCGCUGCAAAGGGGGACAGUGGUUCUGAGAGCGGGUCACCUAUAACACGCACCUCCUCGAACAGCCUCCUUGUUCCUACCGCCAAUUCAGGCUCCAGCAACCCGACAAGCGCAGUCGAUGGCGGAACCCUUUCGCCCAUUUCUGAACCAACCGAGUCUACCGCAUCGCUGGAGACUGCAGAGAAAGUGGCUCCGUCAGGGAUGCAGGAUCACAAAACGUCGAUAGAAGAUUCGGUCAGAACUUUCCGGGUCUUUGGGAUACUUCGCAAUGGAGAUACAGCAGCCAUUUCCAAAGCCCUCAAGGAGGCCUCCAGCAACAAGAUUCCUGGUACAACCAUUCUGCAUCUUGCCAUUCAAUGCGCCGAACCUCAUGUGGUCGAUUAUGUUUUAUCGAAUGGUGGCGCAAGCGACGUAAAUUCUCGCGACAAGGAGGGCAACACUCCUCUGCAUCUCGCGGCGCAGUUAGGUCGGGUGCCAAUUGUCAAGCAGCUUCUUCAGCAGGCCAAUGUAGAUGAGUCCGUGGUCAAUCACCAGGGCCGAAUGCCAAUCGAUGUUGCAAGAACGCCGGAGAUUUUCCAAGACUUGCAGCUUGCGCGGUCGCUGUACGUUGAUAGUGUUGUACGACAGGUGCACGACUUCAUCAGCCACAAUGAUCACCGGAAAUUAGAGAAUCUGUUAGUCGACCCAAGGGUUGAGAACGUUCUUGACGUCAACGCCUUAGAGCUGGUGACUGAUCCCGAGACCAUGGCAAGUGGAGGCACAUUGCUACAUGAGGCUGCUAGAAAGAAAGACAUCUCGCUCAUCCAGGUAUUACUUAUGCAUGGCGCGGAUCCCUUUCGACGUGAUCGAAAGGGGAAAUUGCCACAAGAUGUCACCAAGGACGACCGUACCCGGGCAAUCCUGAAGAAGUCACCCGCAGCAGCUGUAGCACAGAGAGGGAUUCAAGAAAAGGCUAUCCUCGGAGGCAUUCCCGGCCAGAAAUCACACGCAGGAACUCCUGUCGAAUCCGGCAAAGACAGUCGAGAGAUGAAGGGCUACCUGAAGAAAUGGACCAACUAUACGGGGGGCUACAAAUUGAGAUGGUUUGUACUCGAAGAUGGCGUACUUAGCUAUUACAAGCAUCAAGAUGAUGCCGGGUCCGCGUGCCGGGGUGCUAUCAACAUGCGCAUAGCCAAGCUACACAUGGACCCACAAGACAAAACACGUUUUGAAAUUCACGGCAAAUCUUCCGUCAAGUAUCACCUGAAGGCUAACCAUGUAGUUGAAGCGAAACGAUGGUUCUGGUCUCUCAACAAUGCCAUCCAGUACACCAAGGAUGAGGCGAGAGCAGACGAGAAGCGGAAGACCAAGGAUGCCGAAAGUCUACGGCAGGCAAAGGCGGAGGUGAGUGAUAGGUUACGGCCCGACUCAGAAGCUCUGAGCAUGGCAAGCGCAAGGCCCACGACGCUUGCGGCGCCUUCAUUGCUAACGGUAGGGGGUCCAGCUGGAUCACGGGUCAGCGGUGCUGCCUCCUUUCGGACAGAGAGCGCCUUCGGGGACGAUGCAGGCUCCAACUAUGGCUCCUAUGAACCGAGCCUGACCGCCGGAGAUGUCGGCAGAGUGGCAACCAAUGCUGAAAGGGCGGCUGAUGAUUUCGACGAAGAACAGGAGGAUGAUGACGACCGCAGCAGCAACCAUGUGCAGCCAGUAAACAAAGAUGCAUUCAACAUCACUGCACAGUCGGCGAAGUUUCAGCUCGAUCUUCUGGCUCGUGUAUCGGAUGCUCUCAGUGCAGAGCGAGCAAAGAACCCCAGCAUGCCGAUCUCUGAUCCGACCGUGUCGCAGGUCAUAUCCACUUACGAAGCUGCUGUCAGCAGUCUUGACGGCCUUGUUGUCAGUCUCUUGAAGAUCUCACGGGAUCGUGAUGCCUACUGGCAAUACCGACUUGACAAGGAAGCCGAUACGCGGAAAAUGUGGGAAGAGAGUAUGGCGCGGAUUGCGCAAGAACACGAAGAACUCCAGAAGAUGGUGGGUGAAUCUGAGGAGAAGCGAAAACGAACGAAACGUGCUUUGAGAGAAGCGCUCGAAGGACAAUCCGCUGCUGCCAGUCAGCCUGCCAGUCAGCCUGCCAGUCGAAGCGGGACACUGGAUCGUGUCCAGUUCGCUGUGGCUCUAGAAGAUGUGCCGCUGAACCGCGACGGCCGUGCGUCAGUGCACCGGAAAUCUAUCAGUAGCCGAGAGGGCGCUCGGAGAAAGUCUGUCAUCGCGCAAUACACCAACAUCUCUGAUUCGGAAUCCGGUGAUGAUGAGGAGUUCUUCGAUGCUAUUGACGCGGGGGAGGUGGAAAUUGUUGCUGCUCCGCUAAGUCCUCCACUGCCUCAAGCUCCCCCCAGCGACUCAGCCUCGGACGAGCGCGAGGUGAAGAGGAAGCAGAUCGUGUCGUCGUUUGCGGGCUACGAGGACCCGGUCCGCACGAAACUGAAAAUGGACGCCGACAAUCGACCCAGGAUCUCUCUCUGGGGGAUUUUGAAGUCGAUGAUUGGAAAGGACAUGACGAAGAUGACACUACCUGUAUCGUUCAAUGAGCCCACGUCGUUGCUUCAACGUAUCGCGGAGGACAUGGAAUACGCAGAUCUCCUGGAUAUCGCAGCAGACCGGACGGACAGCGCCGAAAGAAUGGUCUACGUGGCGGCGUUUGCGGCUUCUGAGUACGCGUCCACGAUUGGCAGAGUUGCCAAACCAUUCAAUCCCUUGCUGGGCGAGACGUACGAGUACGUUCGGCCCGACAAAGGCUACCGCUUCUUGAUCGAACAAGUCUCCCAUCACCCACCCAUCGGAGCUGCCCACGCCGAGUCGGCGAACUGGGACUACUUUGGCGAAAGCGCCGUUCGCUCGAAGUUCUACGGCAAAACUUUUGACAUCAAUCAUCUGGGCACCUGGUUUCUGCGCCUCCGCCCCGCCCACGGCGGUGCCCCCGAACUCUAUACAUGGAAGAAAGUGACCGCCUCCGUGGUGGGCAUCAUCACCGGCAACCCUACCGUCGACAACUACGGACCAAUGGAGGUCAAAAACUGGACCACUGGCGAGGUGUGCAUGCUGGACUUCAAGCAGCGAGGCUGGAAAGCCAGCUCUGCCUACCACGUGACGGGCAAAGUGAUGGACCAAGGCGGCAACACGAAAUGGAGCAUCGGCGGCCGGUGGAACGAUAAGAUCUACGCGCGCCCGACCCCGGGCUUCGAAGACCAAGAUAUCUCGCGAUCCGUGCCCGUGCACGGCCACGGUACCGACGCCGCAGCGGCGGGCAAUGGCAAGCCCACCCGCGGCCGCCCGGGAUCCCCUUCAACCUGA
Endocarpon pusillum Z07020 is the source of this 3393-nucleotide messenger RNA. RefSeq lists its product as uncharacterized. The transcript is spliced from 2 exons. Gene Ontology annotation, cellular component: membrane; intracellular membrane-bounded organelle; cytosol. Gene Ontology annotation, molecular function: sterol binding; protein binding. NCBI's taxonomy places the organism in Eukaryota, Fungi, Ascomycota, Eurotiomycetes, Verrucariales, Verrucariaceae. The coding region runs from base 1 to 3393 and encodes 1130 amino acids. The record is from RefSeq and is a predicted model, not a curated record. Gene Ontology annotation, biological process: maintenance of cell polarity; piecemeal microautophagy of the nucleus; exocytosis.